Helianthus annuus (common sunflower) is the source of this 1769-nucleotide messenger RNA. RefSeq names its product plant UBX domain-containing protein 10. Lineage: Eukaryota; Viridiplantae; Streptophyta; Magnoliopsida; Asterales; Asteraceae. The record is from RefSeq and is a predicted model, not a curated record. Gene Ontology annotation, cellular component: endoplasmic reticulum. Bases 127 to 1509 code for a protein of 460 amino acids. Gene Ontology annotation, molecular function: ubiquitin binding. The transcript is spliced from 4 exons.
GCUAGGCCAAACACCCCCUACAUUCAGUUCAUCUUCUUCCACACUUUCAUCCCCAAACCCUAACCCAAUCAAUUUAAUCAAUCCAGUAAUCAAACUCACUGAAUCUCUAUACAAAUCACACAAAACAUGACUGAUUCCACCGAUAAAAUCGCUCAAUUUCAAGCAUUCACAGGUCUCCAAGACGCCGAUUUAUGCACCGAGAUCCUCUCCGCUCAUAACUGGAACCUCGAACAAGCAAUCUCAAGCAUCACUUCAACUUCACCCUCCGAUCACACCAAUUUUCCCGCCAAUUCCACCACCGGCACCGACAGCUUCGAACAAUUAGGGUUUAUCGCCGACCAAGGUACAAAUUCACCUAAUUUAGCAUGGAAACUUAUCACUUUACCGAUAUCUAUUGUUUCUGCAAGCCUAGGGUUAGUUUCCGGUGCUGUCGGGCUCGGUUUAUGGGUUGUUGGUGGUGUUUUAUCUUAUUCCUUAGGUAUGAUAGGAUUAACGAGUUCCGGAAGUGACGGUGGUGUGUCGUCGGCUCGGUUAGGUUCGGUUUCGACGGCUGCGACGGAGGCGAUGGAUUUUGUGGCACAGUUUCAAAGGGAGUAUGGGGAUAGGGGUCCGGAUUUUGUACGGGAGGGGUUUAUGGAUGCGUUGCAGCGGUCACGGAGGGAAUUUAAGUUGUUGUUCGUGUAUUUGCAUUCUCCGGAUCAUCCGGAUACAAAGGAGUUUUGUGAGGGGAGUUUGUGUGAUGAGGUUUUGUCGGCAUUUGUGAAUGAGAAUUUUGUGGCUUGGGGUGGGAGUAUUAGGGCGAGUGAAGGGUUUAAGAUGAGUAAUAGUUUGAAGGCUUCAAGGUUUCCGUUUUGUGCUGUUGUUAUGGCUGCUACUAAUCAGAGAAUUGCCCUGCUGCAACAGAUUGAGGGACCUAAAUCACCAGAAGAAAUGCUCACAUUAUUGCAAAGGGUUUUUGAAGAAAGUGCCCCAGUCCUUGUAACAGCAAGACUUGAUGCAGAGGAACGUAGAAACAGCAUAAGAUUGAGGGAGGAACAAGAUGCUGCAUAUCAAGCUGCACUUGAAGCUGAUCAAGCAAGGGAACGCCAGAGGAAGGAAGAGGAAGAACGGCUAGAAAGGGAAGCUGCUGAAGCUGAAAGAAAACAAAAGGAAGAAGAGGAGGCGCGUGAAAGAGCAGAAAUUGAAGCUGCUGAAAGAGAAGCUAGAUUAAUCAAAUUGCGAGAGGAAAAAUAUUUGUCAUUGGGUCCUGAACCUGAAAAAGGGCCUGAUGUUGCUCAGGUACUCGUGAGAUUACCAAAUGGAGAAAGAAAGGGGAGGCGGUUCCAUUCUAGUGCAACGAUACAAUCUCUGUAUGACUUUGUUGAUUCUUCAGGAACUUUGGAGACCGGAAGUUACACUCUUGUCACCAAUUUUCCUCGUGUUUUAUAUGGUCCGGACAAACUAUCUCUAUCACUUGAACAAGUUGGAUUACAUCCUCAGGCCAGUCUUUUUGUUGAAAUGAAAUCAUGAGAUGUAUUUAUGUGCAGAUUAAGGUUAGACCAAUUCUGUAUUUAGGACAACAAUGUUGUUAAUGUUUCCUCCCCAUAGUAUGCAUAUGUCAAGUGUUCAUUGUUGAUCAUGUAUCAUGCAGAUUAAUGUUGAGCGGAUGUAUUCACCUAAAGUAAACUGUUAACAAACAUAAUGUCAUGUUCUUUUUGUUGGGACAGAUGUUUCCACAAAUUGUUUUCAAGUGUUUAUUGUAUUGAACUGAGUUAAGAUCCUGUGAUGAA